GACGAGUUAUCACGAGUGAGAUUUCUCGGAUAGUUCUCGAGGAAUGUUCGUAAUGUUGAUGUAAUGCCGCUAGGACGGGUGGGCGCUGCAAGCGAAACUUUGCAAAAUGGAGAAGAUUCGAAAACUGUAUUUUCUUUGAUGGCUGCGUCUGUAAAAUCAAACGCAUCUCAUGAUGUCAAGAAUCGAUUUGCUACGAAAGAAGGGGUGUAUACGUUGAUGAACUUGUCCGAAUAUUGUAGACCAAAUAGGCUUCCCUACACUGUACAGCAUCCAUUUCCCGUAAGAAUCUCGUUUGUCACUUUGAAGGAGAAAGACUGCAGUUCAGACAGAAUUGCUUUUAAUGUUGGCAAAGAAUUGUAUGUCUACGUCUACAAGGGUGUCAAAAAGGCUGCAGAUUUAAACAAACCUCUUGACAAGCGAGGCUACAAAGGAACGUUUCCAACAUGUCAUGACUUCAACCUGCCAACAAGGAGUAUUCAAUUUCUUGAACUAAUCAUUGGGUUCUCUGCUGGACAGAUUCAACUUAUUGAUCCAAUUGGACAUGAUUUGAAUAAACUUUAUAAUGAAGAGCGACAAGUGGACAAGGCGUCUGUGAAAUGUAUAAAAUGGAUCCCAGGAUCUGAGAACUUAUUCUUGGCAGCAUAUGAUAGUGGCAAUAUGUAUGUGUAUAAUAAGGAGAACCCUUCUCUGCCAGAUGCACCAACAUUCUCUUUGCUAAAACAAGGACCAGGUUUUCAAAUCUUUGGAAACAAAACAAAGACUCUUGGGAAUCCUGUGUGCAAGUGGACAAUUGGCAAAGGAAGUAUUAAUGAGUUUGCUUUCUCACCUGACUGUAAACAUUUGGCGGUUGUUAGCCAAGAUGGCUACUUGCGAAUCUUUGAUUUUGAUGGUCAGUCAUUAAAUGGGAUAAUGCGUAGCUAUUUUGGUGGGCUACUCUGCGUAUGUUGGAGUCCUGAUGGAAAGUAUGUUGUUACUGGUGGAGAGGACGAUUUGAUUACAGUGUUCUCGUUUUAUGAGAACCGAGUUAUUGCAAGGGGAGUCGGGCAUCAGUCUUGGGUAGGUAUGGUACGUUUUGACCCUUACCUAACGAGCGUUAGUGGUGGGGGAACCAUGGACGACAGUGAUGAUGAAGGGACAGAACGGGACAUCCGUAAUUCCACGUACAGCGAGAGACAUAGUACUGUUGAUAUGGAUAGACCUAAUGCGUCAUACAGGUUUGGUUCAGUAGGUCAAGAUACUAUGCUAUUACUAUGGGACCUGACAGAGGAUGUCUUGAAACCAAUAAAGCCUAGAACUCGUAGUUUACGGGCGCAAUCUUGUCACACGGGGAACAACGUCCCCAAUGGUCCUUCCAAAGAAGUGAACCAUGUCAGAAACUAUAUAACGACGCACAAUUUAAGUUCGUCUGUUGAACAGUUAUUAGAUCUUGAUGAUAAAUCAUUUGGGUCAGUUAUUUGCCCUGUGUUUGAUGAUGUUCCACAGUUGGAACCACUGGUAGCGAAGAAGAUCUCAAUGGAAAGACUGUGUGGGCUGGAGUUCCGAGAAGACUGUUUAAUAGUUGCUUGUCAGGAGGGGUAUAUCAGUACAUGGGCAAGACCAGGCAAAGGGGCAAGUCCUGGAACAGUGGUCUAGCACUAAUAUUUGUGAUUGCAUAGAUAACAAAUGAAUUUUGACAAUUUCAUAAAUGUACUUGUUGUAUAAUAAAUCAUAGUUAGUAAAAUCAACUCAAAGAUGGCCGCCAUAGAGUUCUUGGCUUAACUUAUAACAAUUGUCAGAAUAACUACCAAAGCGUCCUGUUAUUUCAAGAUGGAGUCGGUUUUCUUUAGUGAACUGCAGGAUCUUUUAUCGCAUGCAACUAGUGGACAUGAAUUAGGUAGCAAGUGGAUGGAAAAACUCGCUGUAAAAUCACCAUGAGCGUGAAGCCGGAUAAAUACCUAGAAAGACGGGCUUUACAUGAUUUGUAUGAGGCUCUCCGUCUCGCAUGCUUAUAGGCCUGGUCCUCGAGGUUCUAUUUCAUUUAAAGCCCUACUUUCGAGGCGUUUAUCCGUCCUACAAUUAUUAUUACAUUUACAGCAAUGUCUUAUUAGAACAGUGUUAGCAUAUCACAUCACAGGAUAUGUGUAAUAAACGUUCAAGUGUUAUAAAAUUAGCAUGCAGUAAAAACCCACAUAAUACUUACGUACAAUUUUGGUAUGUAAUGACUGAAUGCCCCAAAAGCCCACAACCGUUUUUUAGCCCCGAAAAGUUUAGCUUCUUAUAUAUGCGGGGUUUAACUGUAGAUAUCUGUUGUUUUAUGGCGAAGGCUAAGCUGGUGAAAUUACAUUUGACCGCCGUAUUCAUUUGUAUAAGAAAACUGUAAUUAAACUAGUACGGAUGUAAACUAUAAAACAUUUUAGGCAAAAAACAUGAUUUUUAGAUGACGUUUAAUAUAAACACGCGUGAAAUCUUGAAAUAUUUUGCGUCGAAAUGUGGCAGAUUUACAUGUAAUAAAAACAAAAGCGGGAGU
Molecule: messenger RNA, 2506 nt
Organism: Dendronephthya gigantea
Lineage: Eukaryota; Metazoa; Cnidaria; Anthozoa; Malacalcyonacea; Nephtheidae
Product: WD repeat-containing protein 20-like
Exons: 4
Coding region: 64-1632 (522 amino acids)
Molecular function (GO): protein binding
Source: RefSeq, a predicted model, not a curated record